Messenger RNA from Benincasa hispida (wax gourd), 549 nucleotides. NCBI's taxonomy places the organism in Eukaryota, Viridiplantae, Streptophyta, Magnoliopsida, Cucurbitales, Cucurbitaceae. The record is from RefSeq and is a predicted model, not a curated record.
UGAGUUUGAUGGGGAAGACAGACAUAUUGGUUUCCCCACAUGGAGCACAGAUGACAAACAUGAUUCUAAUGAACAGAAACAGCAGUGUAAUGGAAUUCUUCCCCAAAGGGUGGCUCAAACUUGCAGGCAUUGGCCAAUAUGUGUACCAUUGGAUUGCUAGCUGGUCUGGAAUGAGGCAUCAAGGUGCUUGGAGAGACCCUCAUGGUCCUCCCUGUCCUUAUGCUCCCGACGAUCGUCGCUGUAUGUCCAUUUACAAAAGUGGCACCAUUGGAUACAACAGAACACACUUUUCGGAGUGGGCUAAGAAUGUUCUGAACGAGGUGAAGAUGAGAAAGAUUGAAGAAGCAACACAAGUCCCUGCAAAUAAAGUUCACGAAUGUUCUUGUAUCUAAUUCUUUUCUCAUCUUCUAUGCACAUUUAUUUAAUAAUUUAAACACCCCAUUUAGUUAUUUCUAAAAAAAAUAAACAUUGUAAAAAAAUAUAAUGCUAUUGACUUUUUGUCAAAUGCAAUUACUCCCAUCCCAAGAUUUCUAUGGGUAAUUUGGAAUU